GCCCAAAGGUCCUUCUCUAACUAACCCGAGCCUGCGUUCCCCACUCUCACACUCUCUGUUUCCUCUCAUGUUGGACAGUCGUGUAAGGAGCCAUGGAGCACAGCAGUAAUCGCCCAGAGGACUUCCCGCUUAACGUGUUCUCUGUCACUCCGUACACACCCAGCACUGCUGACAUCCAGGUGUCCGACGACGACAAGGCGGGCGCCACUUUGCUUUUCUCAGGCAUCUUUCUAGGACUGGUGGGGAUCACGUUCACUGUCAUGGGCUGGAUCAAAUACCAAGGUGUCUCCCACUUUGAAUGGACCCAGCUCCUCGGACCCAUCCUUCUGUCAGUUGGAGUGACAUUCAUCCUUAUCUCUGUGUGCAAAUUCAAAAUGCUAUCUUGCCAGUUGUGUUCAGAUAACGAGGAGAGGGUCCCGGACUCGGACCAGACUUCUGGAGGACAGUCGUUCGUUUUCACCGGCAUCAACCAGCCCAUCACCUUCCACGGGGCCACCGUGGUGCAGUAUAUCCCUCCUCCUUAUGGUUCUCAGGAGCCCCUGGGAAUGAACGCCACCUACCUGCAGCCCAUGAUGAACCCUUGCGGUCUCGUACCUCCUAGCGGAGCAGCGGCUGCCACACCAAGUCCCCCUCAGUACUACACCAUCUACCCUCAAGACAAUGCUGCGUUUGUGGAGAGCGAGGGCUUCUCUCCUUUCGUGGGUGCUGGAUAUGACAGGUCCGACUCCGAUGCUGACCAGGUGGAAGGGACGGAGAUGGAAGAGGAGGACUGUGUGUCUUUCUCUCCUCCACCGUAUGAGGAGAUAUGCGCUUUACCUCGCUAGAGACUGCAAUGCUAAGGGAACGGACAUUUAAGCCCAGUGACGAUACUUGGAGAGUUUUACGCUGUGAUCUUCAGAAGUUAGGUGUCAAAGCAGCUCAGGCGAUCUUACAGAUGUCAUCAAGGUGGGAAAGAAGUGUCCUGAGACUGCUAAAUUAAGCUGCCCUGGGUAAAUUCCCCUGCUCUGGUUUUGAAUUCUCUCAGCUAAGAAACCCUUUGCAGCUGGAGAGUCGGUCUGUGGUAGAGUGAUUUUGGAGCCCACUCAGUGCCUCUAGAGCCAGAAGAAAAAAAACAAAAAACAAAAACAAAACAAGAGCUCUCUCCAUAAAGUGCAGGAGGAAAAUUCACCUGUUUCCCCCCCCCCCCCGAUAUCCUUUGAAGGCCUUCGUGUCUUAGUUUUAAAUCCAGCAGCCAUGGCAGCUCUCAGACUGCUGAAGGCGAGGCUGGCAAGCAAGCAGGGAGGAGAGUAGGCUCAGGUAGAAAUUUCCCUGCACCGUGCUGAACCUUCUGCAGCAGAGUGACUUAUCCUAAACAACUUGGGCUGUUAUCUGGUCUCUCUGGAAGUCUUUGGAUCUUGAAGAGUUUAUAAAAUAAAUAAAAUCCAUUAAGAAAUAAAUGAAUAAGUAGAGUGGGAUAAAACAGUGCCUCAUGUCAGAAUAGUGUUGGGUGGCCGACAGGUUGUGGAAGAGGUAACAGGAGGAUAAUGAAUGUCAUCAUGUGCUGUCACCAAGUUACAGUGACCCCCUGCUCCUGAUGUUUUUCCUUUGCAAGGCUGAAGUUCAAGGCGUAAUGUACACGGGUGAGCGCCUGCUCCCUUUGCCCACCCCCAGGCUGUGAUUCCCAGGCACGAACUAGCUCAGCCGAGUGGCUUACGGAACACCACAGGUACAGCCCAGUGGCUUACGGAACACAGGUAUGCCUCUGUUCCGUUCCGCAGAGCCACGCUGCCGUGUCUCUGCAUAGUCACGAAUCGUGGGGAUGAUCAGCCUCCACCGUGAGUAGCGCUCACCUUCAUUUGAACAAAGAGAAGCUGGUAGCCUUCAGCUUCCUGAGUCUGAACGGUGUCACCAGCCCCAGCACAGAGCUACAGACUUUUAGGAGGUGUCCAAAGAUUUAGAAGGAGAAAAGUUUUACAAAGAUAAAAGGCUCACUCAAGGUAAAGGUGGCUGCCCCCAAGAGGGGCACAGGAGUUAGCAGGCCUUGAAGGCUUUGGUACUGUGCUUAUACGUGGAAAUACUUUUACUUUCUAUCAGAAGAGUCCCGUUUUUUCAAGGAUAGCAGUAAAACAAUCUUGGUUUAUUAUUGCGAUUCAUGUUACGCCGCAGGGACAUUUCAUUUUGAUGAUAGCCAGUAAUAAAAAACUAGACAUGUCUA
Molecule: messenger RNA, 2194 nt
Organism: Mus pahari (shrew mouse)
Lineage: Eukaryota; Metazoa; Chordata; Mammalia; Rodentia; Muridae
Gene: Tmem174
Product: transmembrane protein 174
Exons: 2
Coding region: 93-824 (243 amino acids)
Source: RefSeq, a predicted model, not a curated record